Callorhinchus milii (elephant shark) is the source of this 1625-nucleotide messenger RNA. RefSeq names its product SS18L1 subunit of BAF chromatin remodeling complex. The transcript is spliced from 13 exons. Gene Ontology annotation, cellular component: nucleus. Gene Ontology annotation, biological process: positive regulation of transcription by RNA polymerase II; positive regulation of dendrite morphogenesis. The coding region runs from base 90 to 1568 and encodes 492 amino acids. NCBI's taxonomy places the organism in Eukaryota, Metazoa, Chordata, Chondrichthyes, Chimaeriformes, Callorhinchidae. The record is from RefSeq and is a predicted model, not a curated record. Gene Ontology annotation, molecular function: transcription coactivator activity.
GUGUGUGUGUGUGUGUGUGUCCCUGUGUGUGUGUGUGUGUGUGUCCCACCCUCCGCAUGUGCGAAUAACAAGAUUGCAAUAGGAAGAUCAUGUCGGUGGCGUUUGCUGCAGCUCGUCAGCGGGGGAAAGGGGAGGUCACUCAGGCCACCAUCCAGAAGAUGUUGGAUGAAAACAAUCAUUUGAUUCAGUGUAUCAUGGAUUAUCAGAGUAAAGGCAAAACUGCAGAAUGUUCUCAAUAUCAACAAAUGCUGCACAGAAACUUGGUUUAUCUGGCGACAAUAGCAGACUCCAACCAGAACAUGCAGUCCCUGUUACCUGCUCCACCCUCCCAAAACCUGUCCAUGGGUCCAGGAGGAAUGAAUCCAUCUGGAUCAAGUCAAGCUUUGCAUUCACAGAACAUUCCCAAUGAUGGAAUGGGAGGUGGCAUCCCCACAUCCUCACUAAUGCACAGCCAGAUGAGCAACGGUCCUACACACGUCUCGGUUCAACAGUCUGGCCAGGCCACAAUACCCAGCUCCUCCAUGACGAUGGCUGUCAAUAACCAUGGCACUGCGGGCGGCUACAGUCACUCUGUGCCCCCAUCACAAGGCAUGCAGAUGCAGAGCCAGACUCCAUCCAUGGCAAACUAUGGCUCCCGAACAAACAUGAGCAUGCAGACCAAUCAAGUUCCCAUGAUGCACCAGCAAGCGGCGAGCUCCCAUUACGGUGUAGCCCCAGGUGCUGGGCAGCAUUACCAGGGCCAGAGCACCAUGGGCAUGAUGGCACAGAGCAACCAAGGCAGCAACAUGAUGGGGCAAAGGCCAAUGGGGCCUUAUAGGUCAUCUCAACAAGGUUCUACUCAGCAAUACAUCGGACAGGAAGAUUACUAUGGUGAGCAAUAUGGACAUGGCCCGGGACCCACAGAAUCCAUUAAUCAGCAGUAUUACCCUGAUGGUCACAGUGAUUAUGCUUAUCAGCAAUCAUCCUAUGCCGAACAAGGUUACGAGAGGUCGUUUGAGGAAUCCUCCCAGCAUUACUAUGAAGGAGGUAACUCUCAGUACAGCCAGCAGCAGACAAGUUACCAGCAGGGACCAGCUCAGCAGCAAACCUAUUCCCAGCAGCAGUACAGCAACCAACAGAGCUAUGCAGGACAGCAGCAAGCAUAUGGUCCAACCCAAGGUGCCACGUCUCAAUACCCGGGUUACCAACAGGGACAGGGACAACAGUACGGGACUUACAGAACCGCUCAGCCUGGGCCCUCAGCACAGCAACAGAGGCCUUAUGGAUAUGAUCAGCCAACAGAUCUUCACCUUGGGGGUAAAGGCAGAUCUCCGAAGAUAAGAGGCAGUUUCAUCACCAGGAUCACUGAGACAUUCCCUGUAAAAUCUAACAGGUCUUCCUAUGAUCAGACUCUGUGCCUCUUUACACUGAUGUGCAAUAAUCCAGCUGAGGUGCUAGACGUGAGUGUGGGACUGCAAAUCAACACCGCCAGCACCGUGACUUCAAAUCAGAAAAGGGCCUCAGCCACAGCUUUGGAGGUACUGCAUACAGGCGCAGUACGGAAACUACCAGCAAUAGGAAACAGCUGAUUGCCAUCUCUGAAUAUAAUAUAUAUAUAUUAUAUAUACACAACAUCCUUUGUUGAU